Messenger RNA from Daphnia pulex (common water flea), 577 nucleotides. Its product is annotated as short-chain dehydrogenase TIC 32 A, chloroplastic-like. Bases 1 to 318 code for a protein of 105 amino acids. Lineage: Eukaryota; Metazoa; Arthropoda; Branchiopoda; Diplostraca; Daphniidae. The transcript has 5 exons. The record is from RefSeq and is a predicted model, not a curated record.
AUGAUUUCCAAAUUUGGAGUGACGAUUAAUUGUUUGUGCCCGGGACCUGUAAAAACUGAUAUAUUGCGCAACGCUACUUUUAAAGUCAAAAUUAUUACCGCCUGUAUCGCCCCUUUCUUCAAGAAUGCCAAACAAGGUGCGCAGACCACUAUUCACCUGGCUGUAGCUGACGAAGUAGCUGACAUUACCGGAGAAUAUUUCACUGAUUGCAAGAUCACAAAAACUUCCCCGAUGGCCAUGGAUGUGGGUCUAGCUAAAAAAUUGUGGGAUAUCAGUGAAACGUUGGUCAAUCUUAAACCAGAGGAACGAAAUUAUUGAUUGUAAAAAUAGAAAUGCAUGGCUUUUCCAAUUAAAAAGUAGGCCGGGAAAUAUUCUAAUAGUGCCCAACGAAAUUAAUAUUUCAGUCCAUUUCUGAGGCAACCAAUGCAUGUAGAUGAUCAUUUUAAUAAAUCACCAUUUGAUUAUUUGAUAUUUAUUUUAUAAUUACCUCUAAUAAUGUAUGUCUAAAAAACCCAAUAAUAACAAUUACAACAAGAAUUGUACGUGCUAGUCAUUUGAGUAAAACAAGAUCCUUAUA